CUGGUCAUUUUGGAGGUCCUAAUAUUGGGCUCUUGCGUCAUUUUUCAGCGACACUCUCUGAGCAGCAUGGCAGGAGCAGAGGUAGAGAAGAAACCCACCCUGGAAAUGGUCCAGGCGGAUGGGGCCGACGAGGGCUGUGUGACGUUUGUGCUGCAUGAAGAGGACCACACGCUGGGCAACUCUCUCAGAUACAUGAUCAUGAAGAAUCCAGAAGUGGAGUUCUGUGGCUACAGCAUCACUCACCCUUCAGAGAGCAAGAUCAACUUCCGCAUCCAGACACGAGGAGGUCUGCCGGCUACUGAGGCCUUGCGCAAGGGCUUGAACGAACUCUCAGACGUCGCACAGCAUGUCCUUAGUACUUUCCAGGCACGAGUGCAGGAGUUCAAGGAUCAACAGGACGAGGCGAUGGACUGAGAAAACGCUCGUCCUCACCUCCCUAGAACACGGACGGGGACAUGUGACGGCUCGGACAGCGGAUGCACAUCAUUUGCUUUCAGUCUGAGAUGUGCCGUCGAGGGAUGUGUCUGUCCGGAUUGUUUUUGGACUGUCUGAAGUAUUCGAGGAAGCUCCAACGACUUCAAUAGUUCACUGUGGCUUCCUUUGCUUCCUGUGUUUUUUUUGUACAGAUUUUCUUUCCUGUUUUUGCACAGUUAGAUUCACACCUUGGUUAUGCAACACUUUUUUUAUAUUAAAGACUUCCUCAUGUGGUGAAACAA
Molecule: messenger RNA, 716 nt
Organism: Engraulis encrasicolus (European anchovy)
Lineage: Eukaryota; Metazoa; Chordata; Actinopteri; Clupeiformes; Engraulidae
Gene: polr1d
Product: RNA polymerase I and III subunit D
Exons: 5
Coding region: 67-414 (115 amino acids)
Biological process (GO): DNA-templated transcription
Cellular component (GO): RNA polymerase III complex; RNA polymerase I complex
Molecular function (GO): DNA binding; protein dimerization activity
Source: RefSeq, a predicted model, not a curated record